Molecule: messenger RNA, 1720 nt
Organism: Chenopodium quinoa (quinoa)
Lineage: Eukaryota; Viridiplantae; Streptophyta; Magnoliopsida; Caryophyllales; Amaranthaceae
Product: serine/threonine-protein phosphatase 7 long form homolog
Exons: 5
Coding region: 52-1353 (433 amino acids)
Source: RefSeq, a predicted model, not a curated record
UGGGUAAAACGCUGUCCGAGACAGCGUUUUAUUCCCUGUUUUUUUUUUUAAAUGAAACGCUGUCCGGGACAGCGUUUCAUGGCCAUAUAUCAGCAUGUUCACUUCAGCAGAAUGCGCAAGAACUCAACCUCAACCUCAACGCUUUCCCUCCUCCCUCUCACACUAAACCACGACCGUACUCAAACACCCGCAUUGUCGCCGCCGCCCACCCUUGCGCCACCGCUGCUGCCGCCACCUUGCUGCUGCCCUCCUCCCUCUCACACUCACUCACUCAAUUUCGUGAUACGAUGGACGGUGAAGAUCGUACGCCUGGACCCGUUGACCCUUCUGUGCUUACACUGUCGGGGGGAGCAGGACCAGGACGACCAGUACCAGGCGUACGAUGCUCCCCCGCUCCCUACACCGGAUGAGGCAUAUGGUUGCAGGUGGGUGGUACCCAGGCUGACACAUGCUCAUGCGGCGAGGGGUCUUCCGUAUUACCGAGACGCCCUAGACCGACUCACCGAGGACCAGGUGACAUGGGACCCGUAUGUACCUGACUUGGUAGAUGCCAUGCCUCCACAUCUGCUAGACCAUCAGGCGGAGUGGCGUGCUAGGGUCCCCCUGAUCUGUUUCGAGGUUGUGGAGAGUCACCUGCCCGACCGAGUCAUGAGGCAGUUUGGACUACGCCAGACUAUCCCACAGGGGUGUGACACUAGUGUACAGCUUCACGGCAUUGAUCGUCGGGGAAAGGGGGAGACCAGCUGGGCGCUGGAGCAUUGGCGUUUCCUUCAGCUAUGGGAGCAACGGUUGGAGUUCAUCGUUGGAGGUGAUCUAAUGCAGGGGGCUAUGGAUCCCGACGAUCCGUACAUGGUGUGGUACAGGCGUAUCACACGACGCUUCAUCAACCCCAGCUACGCACCACCAUCCACACAUUACCAUCCAGCAUAUGACAUCAUUAGCGGAUAUGCGGCGGAUAUGGUGGCGAUGGUUGAUGCGCUAUCAGUCUCCCUUGAGUGCGGACCCACUAGAGCCCAGGUCGAGCAGGUGCGAGAUAUGGGCGUCGCUACCUUACGGAGAUAUGGUCACGCUCAUCUCGCCCACCGGCGGGACGGUCAUGAUGGCAACUCACAGUUCGAUCUCGGCCAGAGCAGCGGUGGAUGUGAUCCUACGUCACCCAGACACGCAGAGGAUUACAACAUCCACAGUACUGCGCCCUCUGGUACCCAGGAGGACCCCUCGUCCAGUCAGCUGACUCCCCCACCGCCCCGAGACCCAUUCACCACCGUCACUCAUUACAGGCGGCGACGUGUCAGACGGAGGGCCGACACUCAGGAGGCAGGACCUUUACCCCGAAUAAAUGAGUCGGGCUAGUAUUAUCUGUUGUAUUCCCUGUUAUUUUGUGUAAUGAUGUACAUAACACUUAUGAAAUUAAUAUAAUAAAUCUUUUUUGAAUGACUCCGUGUGUGCUUUGAAGUUAAUUUGGUGGUUGGACUGUUGUUGGGCUGUUUCGAGUUUUCUGCAGUGCUUAAAGUUGACGGAACUCCCAGAAUAUGGUGGUGGUACGUGGUGGGGAGUGGCGGAGUUGGUGGUCGACGGUGGUGGGGUAGGGCUGUGGAGCUGGCUGUUGUGGUGGCUGUUGGAGGACUGCAGCAUGCAAGCUGUUUGCUGAAGCUUGUUUUCUGCCUGGAUGCUGGUUGCUGUUUCCAGCAGAAAAGCGCUGUCUCAGACAGCGCUUUAU